Molecule: messenger RNA, 4136 nt
Organism: Sphaerodactylus townsendi
Lineage: Eukaryota; Metazoa; Chordata; Lepidosauria; Squamata; Sphaerodactylidae
Product: semaphorin-3E-like
Exons: 12
Coding region: 51-1685 (544 amino acids)
Biological process (GO): negative chemotaxis; negative regulation of axon extension involved in axon guidance; axon guidance
Molecular function (GO): chemorepellent activity; semaphorin receptor binding
Source: RefSeq, a predicted model, not a curated record
UGUUUCUCCCUUUUUAAUGUCUUAAAGAACCUAAAUUUGUUAGUGCCUAUAUGGUUCCGGACAACGAAGACCAGGAGGAUAACAAGGUGUACUAUUUCUUUACCGAAAAAGCUGUCGAAGUAGAGACAGGAGCCCAUGCCAUCUACUCUCGAGUAGGAAGAGUCUGCGCAAAUGACAUGGGUGGACAGCGGAUGCUGGUGAAUAAGUGGACCACUUUUCUCAAAACCCGGUUGGUCUGCUCCGUGCCAGGAACCAAUGGCAUUGAUACCUACUUUGAUGAGCUAGAGGAUGUCUUUUUACUCCACACUCGGGAUAGCAAAAACCCAGUGAUCUUUGGACUCUUCAGUACUACAAGCAACAUAUUCCGAGGAUAUGCUAUAUGUGUCUAUCACAUGGCCAGUUUCCGUGCAGCUUUCAAUGGACCGUAUGCACAUAAAGAAGGACCUGAAUACUACUGGUCUGUAUAUGAAGGAAAAGUGCCAUACCCAAGGCCUGGAUCAUGUGCCAGCAAAGUGAACGGAGGUCUAUAUGGAAGUACCAAAGACUAUCCUGAUGAAGCAAUUCAUUUUGCUCGAAGUCAUCCCCUGAUGCAUCAGCCUCUUAAGCCUGUUCAUAAGAGACCAGUCCUUGUGAAGACGGAUGGGAGAUACAGUCUCAAACAAAUAGCGGUAGAUAGAGUGGAAGCAGAAGAUGGACAAUACGAUGUCUUAUUUAUUGGGACAGAUAAUGGGAUUGUUCUGAAAGUCAUUACAAUUUACAACCCAGACACAGAAUCAAUGGAAGAAGUGAUUCUCGAAGAGCUGCAAGUGUUCAAAGUGCCAGUUCCUAUUAUCUCAAUUGAAAUUUCUUCAAAAAGGCAACAAAUUUACGUUGGUUCUGAGUCGGCCGUGGCCCAGCUGAAGUUCCAUCAAUGUGACAUGUAUGGGACAGCCUGUGCUGAUUGCUGCCUGGCAAGAGAUCCUUACUGUGCUUGGGAUGGGAUUACUUGUUCCAGAUACUACCCCACAGGGACACAGGCGAAGAGACGUUUCCGCAGACAAGAUGUACGACAUGGAAAUGCAGCUCAGCAGUGCAUUGGCCAGCAAUAUAUCGGAGAAACUCUGGAUCGGACUGAAGAGCGAGUAGUGUACGGCAUUCAACACAACAGCACUCUCCUGGAAUGCACUCCCAGGAGCUUGCAAGCCAAGGUGAUCUGGUUUGUGCAGAGAUCACAUGAAGCUAGAAGAGAAGAGGUGAAGAUUGAUGAUCGGCUAUUCAAGGUGGACCUAGGCCUCUUGUUCUUAAGACUGCACAAGACAGAUGCGGGGAUAUACUUUUGCCAGACAGUGGAACACAGCAUUGUCCAUACAGUAAGAAAGAUCACACUUGAAGUUGUGGAAGAAGACCGUGUAGAUGACUUGUUCAACAAAGACUAUGAGGAGAAUGUUUCCCAAAAGAUGCCCUGCCCCGUGCAGAGCAGCAUCUCCCAGGCCUCUAGGCCAUGGUACAAGGAAUUUUUGCAGCUCAUAGGUUACGGCAACUUCCAGAGAGUAGAGGAGUAUUGUGAAAAAGUGUGGUGUACAGAUAAGAAGAGGAGACGGCUGAAGAUGUCUCCAUCCAAGUGGAAGUAUGCUAACCCACAAGAGAAGAAGGCCCGGAACAAGGCUGAGCAUUAUCGUGUCCCCAGGCAUACUGCUGCCUCCUGAUGGAGAAGAUGUUUAUUCAUUCAAGAUGAUUCUUUUUUUUCUCUUUCCUUUUUUCUUUUUGGACCCAAGGAAAGGGGAUGGAACUCAGUCUUGUAUUUGAUAAUAUAAAAUGUUGAGACUGGAAAUGGGGGGGAUAGAGUGUUUUAGUAAGUUAUACACCUGGUGUUUGCUUAGGUGCAUUUUUUUUUAAAAAAAUCUGCAUAAUGCUUACUCUUAUAUGUCCUGAGGUCUGCUUUCAUUUAAGGGAAGCCUUUCCGCCUUCAUGUUUCCCACAUUCGGUCCAGCCAGGAACAGGUGUUUUGUACAUUUGAGUCUGUUGUGAGGAUAUGUUAGUGAAUACAAAUGCCGAACCACUGGCCAUCAGAGCAACUCCAUAAUGUAUAACUUCUUGUGUCUUUCACGUUCUGUUGUUUGUUUGUUUUUCAUAUGACAUGUCCUAUGUGGACUUUUGGAAUUCACACAGAAAAUCAGAGGGCUCGUAGCAAAAACGAUGACAGAUCACCAAUCCAGGUUAAAAGUAAAGAGAAAGCAAAAACCUAUGGAAUGUGAUGAAUGUGACUCAUCAAAAGUUAAUCAUGAUUACCUCUCACUGCAAGACCGCAGAAUGAGUUCUGAGUAACCCUAAAGCCCCUCUGAUUGGGCACGUGUGUUUCACAAUUCAUUUCUGCUGGCCUGUGCCCAAAAUAUUUAAUGUUCCUAAGACAAUGCAACAAGAAUUGUUGAAGCUGUGCAGGGGUGUACCAGGGGGAAAUGCCGCCCGGGGGCAACACCUGGCCAAGCGCAGCCUGAUGGUGCCGGCACAAUCCCCUGGCAGGGGAGGGGCCUCCUGACUGCGUGGCUGGGCCCAGCCUCAGGCGCCGGCCAUAGUCAGCAUGGCCUGAUGGCGCCAGCAAGAUCCCCCAUGUGGGAGGGGUCUUCCUGGCUGCACAGUUGGGCCUGGGCCUCAGCACAAGGGGAGCGCCUGGGAGCUGCUCAGGUCACAGGAGAGACCAGGCGUGGGGGCUCGGCGCCCCCCCCCCCGGUGACCCAAUAGCAUGUGCCCAGGUACACCACUGAAGCUGUGCAACAGGGUUUUUUUGCUAAGAAUAUUGUAGAGCAAUUCCUCUGUGCCCACCUAAGGUAAUUUGGAAUCUGCCGUUUUUGUAGAAAUGAUAUCCAACUGAAGGAAAUGGGCCAGUUCUUUGCCUCACCCUCCUCUCUCCAUCAUGUGCCACUUCUUCUUGCAGAGGAUUCUCCUGCUAUUGAAUCGCUCUGUUCCGUAUUAAUUUGCCUUCUGUGAGGGCCACAUGUGUCUGUUUAUGUGCAUAGAACAAACUAUUCUUAAGAAAUGUAGAAUAAAUAUAUCCCAGGAUGUGUUUCCUUAAUAUCACAGUAACCAACAAAUUGCCAUCUGUCCUUUAUUACAACCACCCACGCAAUUAAGUGCAGGAAAUUUCUACAUGUUUCUGCCUUUGACUUAGUGUUAGUAUUCAGCCCACCACACCUCUUUAUUACAAGUCAGGUGCACGCAAAUGCACCCUUUUUUCCUCUUAAAAGGUUGAAAUAGGGACUCUAGGAAGCCAUUUGCACAGCAUCUGUAAUAUGGGUGCCCUCUUGUGGCAAAGGAAGCGUAUUUUUCUCUGCUCUAUCCAGUCCUUCAAACUUCAGCACACAACAGGUAGGUCUGCCCAAAGUUACACGGAGUUGUUCACGUUAAUUUUUGUGAGCACUUAAAAUUACCUCCCGUGGGCAAGACUUUUCAAAACUUGUUGCAAAAUCGCACUCCUGUUUGAAUAUGUUCUCAGUGCCACAUUAUUUUUUUGCCUAUGCCAGUGGUUCGCCACCACAGGCCUAUGCCUUCACUGUUCUGGGCUGCAUUUGCCCUGACUAUUGCGUAAUCUGAGACAAUCUGUUGCUCCGAGAUUGUUGUGGCAUUGUUAAUGGUUUUUAUCGGCACGAGUAGACACAAUGUUGUGUUGUUCAACUGCCACAGCAUCCUGUGAGGCAGACCAUUAAUGCUCCCGUUUGAUGGGGGGCUAGAUGGGUGGCAGAGGAUGAGUGUGACUCUUCCAGAAGAACAGAGAUUCAAAUCAGGGUCUCCAGGAUCUCUUUCCAACAUUGGCUCAGAUUUGUUUGGUUGGAGUAGCACUUGAUACAUUUGCUUAAAGAAGCCUUGCUUUGCCAAGUCUAGCACUCAAGUGGUUCUGGUGUUGUUGUACAAAGGACAGUGAAUACUAUAAGGAAGUGCCAUGCUUGCUUCUUCAAGAAGAGACAGUCCUGAGAUCCAAUUACUUCAUGGAACAAGGCCUGCAUGGUGAGUUACCCUAUUAAGAGUUCUAACAAGGUAAUAUGCCUUUCUGUUACUUCAGUAGAAGAGAGGCCAGUGUAAAUGUUAAUUAUUAUUCCUACCUAAAACUAGCUUCUCUUUGUAUUGACUAAUUAAAUGUGACUUGAACUGUCUGAUAUCUCCAA